This is a messenger RNA of Rhagoletis zephyria (snowberry fruit fly), 546 nucleotides long. RefSeq names its product neprilysin-1-like. Gene Ontology annotation, biological process: protein processing. Lineage: Eukaryota; Metazoa; Arthropoda; Insecta; Diptera; Tephritidae. Gene Ontology annotation, molecular function: metalloendopeptidase activity. The record is from RefSeq and is a predicted model, not a curated record. Gene Ontology annotation, cellular component: plasma membrane.
AUGAACUACGGCGCCAUCGGCUCGGUAGUGGGCCACGAGCUGACGCACGCCUUCGACCACCGCGGCGCAUUGUACUACAAAGAUGGGCAGCGAAAAAAGUGGUGGUCAGCUGAAGAUUUAGCUAAGUUCAACGAAAAGUCACAGUGCUUUGUAGAGCAGUACGGCGCCCUGCGGGAGCCCCUCUCCCGGAAGGUGCUCAACGGAGCGCAGACCCUGGCGGAGAACAUCGCCGACAACGGAGGAGUGAAGAAGGCCUUCACUGCCUACCGCGAGCACCAAAAGGCGCUGGGCGGCCGUCGGCCUUCUGAGGUGCUGCCCGGCGCCCUGAAGCUGACCGCCGACCAGCUCUUCUUCACCUCCUACGCCCACAGCUUGUGCGAGAAUGUGACGCCGGAGGAGGCACGACGCCGAAUCAAUAGUGACCCCCACUCGCCGAAUCGAUUCCGCGUCAACGUCGUCCUGGGCAACAUGCCCGCCUUCGCCACUGCUUUCCAGUGUCCGCUGGGCUCAGCAAUGAACCCAGUGAAGAAGUGCUCACUCUGGUGA